GACUGACAUAACCUGUUAUUUAUUUAUUUUUUUGUAAUUAAUUGUAAAAAUGUUGCGAAAUUACGUAAAACCUCUCUUAAAGUCUGUGAUUGUUGACACAAUCAAGGCCCCAAUUCGAUAUUAUACACCUCGGAGGGCUCUAAUGUAUGUCCCUGGUGACGAUCUUAAGAAAAUCCACAAAGCGUUUCUUUUAGAUGCCGAUUGUAUUGUUUUGGAUUGUGAAGAUGGUGUUGCAGUGAAUAAAAAAGUGCAAGCACGUAUUAAUAUUAGAGAAAUUCUUGAUAAAGGCAAACCACAAAGAAAACGCCCUUAUGACUUUGCGGUCCGCAUUAAUUCAUUUGCUUCUGAACUAAUUAAAGACGAUUUAAGUGUCUUAGUAACUGGCAAGAAUUUGCCAAAUACAAUUUAUUUACCAAAAGUUGAAUGUGUAGAACAUUUAGAAAUGUUUUCAGCUUAUUUAAAUGAAUACAUAAAAACUAAAAGCAAAAUUGGUUUAAUAAUGGCAAUUGAGUCAGCUUUUGCUUUAGUCAAGGUGGUAGAUAUAUGUAAAGCUGCCAGAAAAAUGUCUGAGAUUUGUAAAUUUACCCCAGUGGCACUUUUAUUCGGAAGUGAUGAUUUUUGUGCUAGCAUUGGUGCUAAAAGAACUGAAUCAUCAUUUGAAGUAACUUACGCGCGUCAAAAAAUUGUAACUGUAGCUAAAGCCUUCAAUUUACAAGCCAUUGACAUGGUUUAUAUCAAAUAUAAAGACCCUGAAGGUUUAAAAACACAAGCAGAACAAGGGGCACAAUUAGGCUUUUCUGGCAAGCAAGUUAUACACCCGGACCAAAUUGAUAUCACACAGAAGGCUUUUAUGCCGAGUCCUGAUCAAAUUAAAUGGGCCCAAGACAUUCUAAAUGCUUUUUAUAAACACCAAAAUGAGGGCAAAGGCGCUUUUAGCUACAAAGGGCAAAUGAUCGACAUGCCGACUGUGAAACAAGCUCAAAAUAUCGUAGAUUUAGCAAACGAAUGAUUUUAAAUAAGUAGGGGAAUUUUUACUUUUAAGGUUGGUACCUCCUAACUGUCAUUUUUUUUUCAUUAAUAAUUUCAACAAUGGAAAAGCAUUUAGAUAGAGUGAUGGAUGAGGUGAUGAACCGGCCGGGAGUUUUCGGUUGUGUUUUCGUUGACCGUCAAGGCUUGUGUUUGGGGGCGAAGGGCAAAGCCUCGACUGAGAGCGCUGGCCUAAUCGCUGCGAUAGCUGAACAAGCCGC
Tribolium madens (black flour beetle) is the source of this 1247-nucleotide messenger RNA. Its product is annotated as citramalyl-CoA lyase, mitochondrial-like. Lineage: Eukaryota; Metazoa; Arthropoda; Insecta; Coleoptera; Tenebrionidae. The record is from RefSeq and is a predicted model, not a curated record. The transcript has 7 exons. Bases 50 to 1009 code for a protein of 319 amino acids. Gene Ontology annotation, biological process: regulation of cobalamin catabolic process. Gene Ontology annotation, molecular function: (S)-citramalyl-CoA lyase activity.